UCCUACAUUUUCAUCACUACUAAAAACAUUCUUCUUUUUUCCUUAAUAAGUUAGUGAUCUCCACUGCCAAAGCCCAAUGGAGUUUGUAAAGAGUUUCCGUUGGGCUUUGCCAGUUUUCUUGGUAUUAUGUAGUUUAGCAUUGUUUAAUAAUGGCGUCGAAGCAUCCCAUAAGGUCUUCAGGCACUUGCAAUCUUUGCCUGCCGUUAAUGUGAAGCAACAACACAGAACUGGAUAUCAUUUCCAACCCACCAAACGUUGGAUUAAUGAUCCAAAUGGACCGAUGUAUUUCAAUGGAUACUAUCAUCUGUUUUAUCAGUACAAUCCCAAAGGUGCUGUGUGGGGCAAUAUUGUUUGGGCUCAUUCGGUGUCCAAGGACUUGAUUAACUGGAAAAAAGUAGAACAUGCAAUUUACCCAUCAAAGCCAUUUGAUAAGUAUGGUUGUUGGUCAGGCUCAGCCACAGUCCUCCCUGGAAACAAGCCCGUUAUUCUAUACACUGGAAUCGUUGAUGACAAACAAACACAGGUCCAAAACUAUGCUGUUCCAGCCAAUGUAUCAGACCCAUAUCUCCGUGUGUGGAUCAAGCCCGACAACAACCCAUUGAUCGUUGCGGAUAAUGAGGUUAACAAGACAGCAUUCCGUGAUCCAACUACAGCUUGGUUGGGUAAAGAUGGGCAAUGGAGAACUACGAUCGGAGGCAGGAGCUACGACACAGGGAUGUCAUUCUUGUACAAGAGUAAGGAUUUCAUGCACUGGACCAAGGUUAAGCAUCCAUUGCACUCUACUGAUGGGACUGGCAAUUGGGAAUGCCCUGAUUUCUUCCCGGUACAAGUUAAUGGCAAGAAUGGGUUGGACGCUUCUGCUACAGGCCCUAAUGUGAAAUAUGUGUUCAAGGUCAGCCUUGAUGUCACCAGAUAUGAGUAUUACACCAUCGGUACAUACGACACUGAAAAUGAUAAGUACAUUCCUGAUAAAGACAUGGUUGAUGGGUGGAAUGGUUUGAGGUUGGACUACGGUAACUUUUAUGCCUCCAAAUCCUUCUUUGACCCUAGCAAGAAUAGAAGAAUCUUGUGGGGUUGGGCAAAUGAAUCUGAUACCACUGAUAAUGAUAUCCAAAAGGGUUGGGCUGGUAUCCAGCUUAUCCCGCGCACAAUGGUGCUUCAUCCCAACGGCAAACAAUUGUUGCAAUGGCCUGUUGAGGAAUUAGAAAGUCUGAGAGGGAAGAAGGUGGAAUUGAGCAAUCAGAAGCUGGCCAAAGGAGAAAAGGUCGAAAUCAAAGGAAUAACUGCGGCACAGGCGGACGUGGGUCUUCUCCUUCCGUUCAACAGCUUGGACAAGGCUGAGCCUUUUGAUCCAAGCUGGGAUAGAUAUGAUGCACAAAAGCUUUGCAGCCAAAAGGGGUCAACAGUUGAAGGUGGAUUAGGACCAUUUGGGCUGUUGACAUUGGCUUCAGAAAACCUGGAGGAAUACACCCCCGUGUUCUUCAGAGUUUUCAAGGCACAAGACAAGAAGCACCUCGUCCUUAUGUGCUCAGAUGCAUCACGGUCCACACUAAUGAGUGGCAAGUCUUCGAUGAAGGAGGGGAAGGAUGCAUACAGACCAUCAUUCGCAGGAUUCGUAAACGUGGACUUGAAAGAUAAGAAGAUCUCUCUCAGGAGUUUGAUUGAUAAUUCUGUUGUGGAGAGCUUCGGGGCUGGAGGAAAGACUUGCAUUACAUCUCGGGUUUAUCCAACUCUAGCAAUUUAUGACAAAGCACAUCUGUACGCAUUCAACAAUGGGACUGAGACUGUUAGAAUUGAGAGUUUGAAGGCGUGGAGCAUGAAUGCCCCUAAGCAGAUGAACCACUAAUUCAUUAAGAGGCUCAGAGAUCAGAUAAAUGGAUGCAAUUAAGAGACCUAUUUUUCUUUUAGCUUCUUUUCCUCAAAUUUUCAGUCUUGUGUACAGACUUGUGAAUUCAUUGUUGUAACCUUCUCAACUUGUUGUAUCACAAUCAUCAGAAAAGAAGAAAAAUGUUGAGAUAAUGGGAUGGUCUCUUUUAUCUUAAA
Sesamum indicum (sesame) is the source of this 2043-nucleotide messenger RNA. RefSeq names its product beta-fructofuranosidase, insoluble isoenzyme 1. Gene Ontology annotation, molecular function: hydrolase activity, hydrolyzing O-glycosyl compounds. The record is from RefSeq and is a predicted model, not a curated record. Gene Ontology annotation, biological process: carbohydrate metabolic process. Lineage: Eukaryota; Viridiplantae; Streptophyta; Magnoliopsida; Lamiales; Pedaliaceae.